This is a messenger RNA of Medicago truncatula (barrel medic), 1539 nucleotides long. RefSeq lists its product as uncharacterized. The transcript is spliced from 4 exons. The record is from RefSeq and is a predicted model, not a curated record. Lineage: Eukaryota; Viridiplantae; Streptophyta; Magnoliopsida; Fabales; Fabaceae. Bases 116 to 1300 code for a protein of 394 amino acids.
CUAGUACUAUCACAAUCAUCAUGCCUUUAUAACCCACUCACUUUCCAUUUUUAAACUCUCACCGUCGUUUUUACAAAUACGACACCACCGAACAUGACCGCACCGCCGACACCAAAUGCCGCUAUCACACCCGCCGCCGCGCACGCUACCAUCUCAUCGCCGACGAUCCUCUUCGUCGUCGCACCUCCAUACCGCCACUAACUCCGCCAACUCCAUGUCGCCGCCGGAAUCCCCCUCCCUCCAUCCCCAUCACAUCCUCAUCGUAGCGCUGUUUUUCGCCGCCGUUUCUCUCUCCACCUUACUCCUCUUCAGAGACGCUGAUUACUCUUACUUCGCUUCCUCUUAUUCCUUCCGUUUUCCAACCGUUUUUCCCUCCGCUUCCAACGAUUCCGCCACGACUAGGAAUGAGUAUCCACUUGAAAAGAUUCUGAAUGAGGCUGCCAUGGAAGAUAGAACUGUUAUAUUGACCACAUUAAAUGAAGCAUGGGCAGCACCAAAUUCAGUCAUUGAUCUUUUCCUGGAUAGCUUUAGAAUUGGAGUUCGUACUCGUAGGCUUUUGAAUCAUUUAGUAAUUAUUGCAUUGGACCAGAAGGCAUUUGUACGCUGUCAGGCUAUACACACCUAUUGCUUUUUGCUUGUUAGUGAAGGUAAUGAUUUUCAUGAAGAGGCAUUCUUUAUGACUCCUCUCUAUUUGAAGAUGAUGUGGAGAAGGAUUGAUUUCCUGCGUUCAGUUCUUGAGUUGGGAUACAAUUUUGUGUUCACGGAUGCCGAUAUCAUGUGGUUUAGGGACCCAUUUCCACGGUUUUACGACGAUGCAGAUUUCCAGAUAGCGUGUGAUCAUUUCACAGGUUUCUUUGACGAUGUACAUAACAGACCCAAUGGAGGGUUCAACUUUGUCAGGUCCAAUAAUAGGUCAAUAGAGUUUUACAAAUUUUGGUACUCCUCACAAGACACCUAUCCCGGAUACCACGAUCAGGAUGUCCUCAACUUUAUCAAGGUUGACCCUUACAUUUUUGAUAUUGGACUGAAGAUGAAAUUCCUGGAUACAGCUUAUUUUGGUGGGCUUUGUGAACCAAGUAGAGAUUUGAAUCAAGUUUGUACAAUGCAUGCAAAUUGUUGUUAUGGUAUGGAUAAUAAGCUUCACGAUCUUAAAAUUAUGCUUCAAGAUUGGAGAUAUUAUUUGACCUUGCCUCCAAGUUUAAAGAGAUUGUCAAUUAUAUCCUGGAGGGUUCCUCAGAAAUGCAGCCUUGAUGCUCUCAAACCCAGUGAUUCGCCAGAAACAAGUGUUCAAGAAGAUUAAAGGUCUCAUUGCACAUGUUAGUUUCCAAUGCAUCAGUUGGACAUUCAGCUGAAAUGCGCUACACGAAAGAUUUUUUUUAUUUUUUUUCAGGUUAGAUAUUUUUUCAGCUUAGCUACUGUAAACGAUAAGAAUUGGAUUAUAAUGCUAUUAAUGUAUAGACAGCUCUAGCCAAUAUAAAUUUGAAAAGAAAAGUCAAUUUUGCUAAACUAACUAUUGAAGGAGGUAUCUUUACACUCACA